Molecule: messenger RNA, 2978 nt
Organism: Neopelma chrysocephalum (saffron-crested tyrant-manakin)
Lineage: Eukaryota; Metazoa; Chordata; Aves; Passeriformes; Pipridae
Product: potassium voltage-gated channel subfamily KQT member 1-like
Exons: 16
Coding region: 1-1962 (653 amino acids)
Biological process (GO): transmembrane transport; potassium ion transport
Cellular component (GO): voltage-gated potassium channel complex; membrane
Molecular function (GO): voltage-gated potassium channel activity
Source: RefSeq, a predicted model, not a curated record
AUGUCCUGUGAUAGUGGAGAAACUGUUGGGUACCCCAUGGACAACCGCUGUGGAGAGGAGCAAGGCUCCACUUUUCGGCUGAGCAGUCUGAAUGGGAAUAGGAAAUCUGCGGCAUUGCUGGAAGCCAGGGGGAACUUAAGCAGCAUGCAGUAUUCUUCUGUGGCCCUGGAUCCAGAAACCUCCGUGAAUAACGGCUCCAGGAUUCCCCGGAAGCCCGAGGAAGGCACAAAGGCUGCAGCCUUGGCGGAAGGUGAGGCCAGCAGGGCCCGCACCGUGGAGUGUUUCCGUGGCCGCUAUUUAACUAAAACCAGCACUCAGGGAGACGUCUACAACUUCCUGGAGAGGCCCAGUGGAUGGAAGUGUUUUAUCUAUCAUUUCGCUGUAUUUCUCUUGGUGCUGAUAUGUUUAAUAUUCAGUGUACUGUCUACUAUAGAGCAUUAUUCUGAAUUUGCCACUGGAACCCUUUUCUGGAUGGAAAUAGUACUGGUUGUGUUUUUUGGUGCUGAAUAUUUGGUCCGGUUGUGGUCUGCAGGCUGCAGGAGUAAAUAUGUUGGCUUCCAGGGAAGAAUCCGGUUUGCCAGAAAGCCAAUAUCGAUCAUAGAUCUCAUUGUGGUAGUAGCCUCAAUUAUUGUUCUGAGCAUAGGAUCUAAUGGACAGGUGUUUGCUACCUCUGCAAUAAGGGGCAUCCGAUUUCUCCAGAUACUUCGCAUGCUCCACGUGGAUCGACAGGGAGGCACCUGGAGACUUUUGGGAUCAGUUGUUUUCAUCCAUCGUCAGGAACUCAUAACCACGUUGUACAUUGGAUUCUUGGGGUUAAUUUUUUCAUCCUAUUUUGUUUAUCUUGCUGAGAAGGAUGCAGUUGAUGAAGAUGGAAAGACAGGUUUCUCCAGCUAUGCUGAUGCCCUUUGGUGGGGUGUGGUAACUGUCACGACAAUUGGUUAUGGAGACAAAGUUCCCCAGACGUGGAUUGGGAAGACAAUAGCUUCCUGUUUUUCAGUAUUUGCUAUCUCUUUCUUUGCUCUGCCAGCGGGUAUUUUGGGGUCCGGUUUUGCCCUGAAAGUACAGCAAAAGCAACGUCAGAAGCAUUUCAACAGACAAAUCCCAGCUGCAGCUUCCCUAAUUCAGACCCUGUGGCGGUGCUAUGCAGCAGAGAAAUCCUGCAGUUCCACCGCGACGUGGAAGAUCUACGUUACACCCCCAGCGCAAAAUCCCAAAAAGUCAGCAGCGCCAUCUAGCCCCAGUCUGAGAAAACAGGCUAGAAGAUACAAAAGAAAAGGAAAGCUGGGAUGUGGUAAUGGUUCUGCACCUGCAAUAAACCCGGGAGAAAACUCCUUGUCUGUUCCACAGAUCACUUAUGAUCAUGUUGAUGAACAAGAGCACAAAAAAGAUGUAUCUUUCUACAUUGAUGAACCUAGAGGGAAAGGACGUUUAGAAGGGAACACCCAAGACAUGUCACGGGCCAACAGUUUCACUGAUGACAUUGACCUUGUAUCGGAAGAGUCGCCCCUGCCAGCGGUAUCUGAUGUGACGCAGUUAACUGAAGCACAUCGAACAGCUGUAAAAGUCAUCAGGAGAAUGCAGUAUUUUGUAGCCAGAAGAAAAUUUCAGCAAGCUCGGAAACCGUACGACGUACGCGACGUGAUCGAACAGUACUCACAAGGACACCUCAAUAUGAUGGUUCGGAUAAAAGAACUUCAAAGAAGGUUGGACCAAUCCUUGGGAAAGCCAGGUCUUUUUCUCCCAGAAAAAGGGGUAGACAAAGGAUACUAUAGCAUAGGAGCCAGACUGAUCCGGCUAGAGGAUAAGGUCAUGCAGAUGGACCAGAAGCUAGAUGACAUCCUGAACACACUCCAGGCUCAGCUGGGGGAUCAGCCACAGGCACAGAUGCCAGGGCCAGCAACCCCACCUGUCAGACAUCUACAGACAACCUCAGAUUCCCCCCCAGUAAACCGGAAAAUUUGAAAGCUGGUGCAGAGCCACGUGUCACCCUCUCAUUCUUUUACAUCCAGCUAUUUUUAAGUCUUGGUGUCUUCGGCUGUGUCAUCAGUGAAAUGAAAUAGUCUGCUGUAGUAGAUUAAAUUAAAAAACAAAACAAAACAAAACAAAACAAAAAACCCGAAGAAACGGCAAGAAGCCAGUCACAACCUUAGGAGAGCACAAAGUUUUGCACCUGUUUUAUUAGCCGUCGUUAGCUAACCUCUGCCAGCCCAGGGCAGUCCCAUCCAGAUAGGCUGAGCACACAAGCACAGGGCACCGCUGUCGAGGUAGGCAUCCCAGGGAGGGUUAGGAUGACCCGUUUGUGGGCAUGGAAGGGGAAAAGAACUGUUCUUUUGGCAUUUAAUCACUAAGUUUAAUGCUCACAGCAUGCCCGAAAGGGGGAAAAGAGCCAGCAUUUGAACAUGAAACAAAUGGAAAUCAGUGAACGGGAAAAUUAAACAGCAUGUUUUGACUUCUACCAAGCAGUGAGGAUCAUAAGAAGGGCAGAUUUAUAUGCUAGUGUGAAUGACAAAGUAAAGACAACAGGCUACUGAUUAAAAAUAUGGAAGUGUACACAGGCUGGUUGACAUAUGAAAGACUGAAGCAAAGACUUCAGCUAAUUAAAGUAAAGGGUUGCAAAUGAGAUGAGAUGCGUGUUGAAACAGACAGGCAAGAGAGAUAGUAUCUGCGUAGGCUUACUGCACAAGAACACUGUAAUAGCUAUCAGCUAUGCUGAUGACUGUUAUGCAAAAUGUUCUCAAGCUUUUACCUUUAUUCAGCAGAGGUUGUUGACUUCAGUUGCCUUAAUUUUAACAUAAGAAACCUGUAUGGUAAUUGGCUGUGAACUAUCUGUAAAGCUGGGUUCAAGCCACAGAGUAGCGGGGUGCUGCGGGAGGGCUGCAGCUGUGAUUGAGAAUGGCAGGGUUUCUUAAAGAAAACAGAAAUGCACAGCCUGUUGAUGAAAGUUAAUCGCUGUUUAAAUAAACUGCUGUAUAUAAUUU